Messenger RNA from Purpureocillium takamizusanense, 4185 nucleotides. RefSeq lists its product as uncharacterized. NCBI's taxonomy places the organism in Eukaryota, Fungi, Ascomycota, Sordariomycetes, Hypocreales, Ophiocordycipitaceae. Gene Ontology annotation, biological process: negative regulation of protein sumoylation. The coding region runs from base 1073 to 4036 and encodes 987 amino acids. The transcript is spliced from 2 exons. The record is from RefSeq and is a predicted model, not a curated record. Gene Ontology annotation, molecular function: calcium ion binding.
CAACGGCAAAUGCGACUGCGCGAAACAUACAAACGGCUUAAUCGUUUGGAACGGUCUUUUCUUCUGCCGCUUCCCAGCCGCCAUCAUGAGAAAAGUCAUGGCCCCGUCUUCUGAACCUUGACAUGACGGUUCGUCGUACCAGCAGCCGCCCUUCGCGUUUCGCACUUGUCCCGCACAGACAUCACCCACGUCGAGUGCAUUAUUCGGAGGUGCCGUCGAUUCAUGCACCACACGAAGUGUGUGGUUUGAGGAGGCUCGCAUGCAACCACACGACGAUGCCCAUCGCGCUUGGCGUGCCCCGUGUGGGGGCCAUUGCGUCUCACGUCACUACCGAGUGCGCAUCAUGAAAACGAUACGACGCGUGUGAGCCCGACUGAGAAGCGUUAUGGGCCGUUUUGCGGUUCGCGGCCCGUCUGCCCACAUUGAGAGGGCAAUCUACUUCGUACUUAUAAUGACUCUGACGAACUGCUCCGAGGUCGGCGCAUAGACAUAUAUAUUUGCGUAUAUAUAUAUAAAAUGACAACUUUCCGAGCUCACUCGCUGUCUCAACGGCCCACGCCGAUGGCUCUUCUUCAGACCUCCAGCUUUUCCAAGUUGAGCACCACCACGGCGUUCCCGGCCACUCGCUUGCCCUAGCCGAGCCCCGUGCUUGGACCUCGAAGCAUAAGCAUCAGCCCAUCCUAGAGUCGGUAUGGCGGCAGAUCUCGUUUGUCUCGUGCCUGGCGAUCGGCAGAUGGCGUGGGCAGCUACGCUCGGCAUGAUGCGUUCGCAGCAUGAAACGACACUAUGUUUCGUUGAUCACACGUGCCUUCUUAGUUCCCCGGGGAGUAGGUUCGCACGUGUGCGCCCAGAACAUCCAUGGAAGUUUCGAGGUUUGAGGAUUUAACGUCUUCCAACGCCCGCCUUCCAUCGACGGCCACUUGGGCAUCUCGCUGCUCCAUGGCAACCUCCAUCUACGACAACCAUUGCUUCUAAGUAGCCUACCUCUUUGUGACGGCUUAGCAAUCUUUCCCAUCAUAACUCGGAAACGUCCUCUUGCAGAGAGCAGACACGCAGUACGGGAUCACUCAAGAUGACUGAAGCAACCAUGAAACGCAUCGUGGCACUCGUCGUGGGCCUGGCGGCAGUGCAAGUCCACGGAGCGCCGCUUGGUUGUCCUGCCGAUAGUGACUGCGACAAGCUAGUCGCGUCACCGCAGAAUCUUGCGCCACGACAGUUUGUUGGCGACGAAGGCGGCGUUGGCCCAGGCCUUGACGACGUCGGCGGCGGCGGCGGCUUCUAUGAUGGCACACCGCUCCAGGGCGACCCUUUCGGUGGUGGUGGCGGCGGCGGCGGCUUGAUAAAUGGUCCUCCGGCCCAAGGCGAUCCUUUCGGCGGCGGCGGCGGCGGCGGUUUGGUAAAUGGUCCGCCGGCCCAGGGCGACCCCUUCGGCGGCGGUUUCUUCAAUGGCCCGCCGUCUCAGGGCGAUCCUCUUGGUGGCCAACCUAGUAUUAUCGGAGGCGGCGACGACAAUAACCUUCCUCAAAAUGGGCCUGUCAACGACGUGUCGAAUCCCGGCGGCGGCGGCAGCUUCCCAGAUGGCCCGUCGUUCCAGGGCGACCCUCUCGGCGGCCAGCCCAGUGUCAUCGGGGGUGGUGACGACAAUAAUCUUCCUCAAGAUGGGCCUGUCAACGACGUGUCGAACCCCGGUGGUGGCGGCGGCGGCUUACUCGAUGGCCCGGCGUUCCAGGGUGAUCCCGUUAGCGGCGGCGACAACAACAACAACCUUCCUCAGAAUGGGCCUGUCAACGACGUGUCGGGUGCGGACCCUGGCGGCGUCGACAAUGGUAGUGGUCUUCCCGGUAGCUCGCCGCCGUUGGAAGGAUUGCCACAAGAAGGACUGCCACAGACUGGACUGCCACAAAACGGACUCCCGCAGAGCGGACUGCCGCAAAAUGGCGAGCCUCAAAAUGGACUGCCACAGGACGGACUGCCCCAGAACGGACUACCACAAAAGGGCGAGCCUCAGGACGGGUUGCCAAAAGACGGACCGCCCCAGAAUGGUGAGCCUCAGGACGGGUUGCCAAAGGACGGACUGCCUAAGGACGGCCAGCCUUCCAAAGAUACGCCCCAGAAUGGACUUCCUAACGACCGACCCCUCAACGGUUUGCCUGAAGAUCGAAAUGGCCAGCCAUCAAACCAGUCGCCGCAAGACGGACCCUCUAAUGACCAGAAUCAAAACGGCAAGCCCAAUGACGACCAGCUCACGGACAAAGAUCCCUCAGGCGGCUUGCCCCAGGACGGCAACCCCUCAAAGGGCUCGCCCAUAAACGGCCAACCCAAAGAUGGCCAGCCCGCGGACAGCAAUCCAUCGAACGGCUCGCCCCUUAACGGCCCGCCUAAGGAUGGGCAGCCCACGGAAGGCAGCCCUGCGAAUGGCUCGCCCCAAGAUGAUAAGCUCAAGAAUGGCGAUCCCUUGGACGGCUUACCCCAAGACGGGCAGCCCAAAGACGGGAAACCUACGAACGGCUCGCCCCAAAACGACAAGCCCAAGAAUGGGCAGCCUACAGAGACUGACCCAUCAAACGGCUCGCCAUUGAGCGGCCAGCCCAAGAACGGCAACCCCCCAAGCAGCUCGCCCCAAGACGGAAAGCCCAAGAACGGGCAGCCUAUAGACAGCGAACCGUCAAAUGGCACACCUCUGUACGGUCAGCCUAAAGAUAAUCAGCCGGCAAAGGGACAACCGCCAAAUGGGGAACCCCAGAAUGGGAAGCCCACGGACAACAAACCUACGAACGGGUCGCCCUUGAACGGUCCGCCUAAAGACGGCCAGCCAGCGAAGGGCGAACCGCAGAACGAACCGCAGAACGGAGAACCGCAGAAUGGGAAGCCUUCGAAUGGGCAACCUACAAAUGGUCAGCCUAAGGACGGGCAGCCCUCAAACAGCUCGCCCCUGAAUGGUCAGCCUAAAGACGGUCAGCCGACGAAGGACCAACCGCAGAAUGGGAAACCUCAGAACGGAAAACCUGAGACUGGGAACCCUCAGACCGGGAAGCCUCUAGAAGGGAAGCCCUCUAACGGGAAGCCCUCGGAGGACAAGCCCUCAGAAGGCAAGCCCUCAAACGGCGAGCCAUCGGAAAAGAAGCCCUCGAACUGGAAACCCUCGGACGGAAAGCCGUCGGUCGGGAAGCCCGCAGACGGGAAGCCCGCAGACGGCGAGCCCUCAGGCGGCAAGCCCUCGGAUGGGAAGCCUUCGCAAGGGAAGCCAUCGGAAGAGAAGCCCUCGGAAAAGAAGCCCUCGGAUGGGAAGCCCUCGAGUGGGAAGCCCGCGAAUGGGAAACCCUCAGAAAAGAAGCCCUCCGUCGGCAAGCCUUCGGACGAGAAGCCCAAGGACGACAAGCCCUCGGAAAAGAAGCCCAAGGACGACAAGCCGUCCAAGACACAACCGCAGAUCGGGCAGCCGACGAAGAAGCCAUCGCCGAGCGCAAAACCCACAAGCAGCCAGCCGGCAAACAAGCCACCCCAGAAAGCGAAACCUACAACCGCACCGCCCACGAAGAAACCCCAGAACGGUCAGCCCGUCAGCGGAGGCAAUGGCACGGUAUGCAGCAACACGCAGGCGGUCCAGCAAGCGGCGAUAGGCUGGCGGAACAGGACCGCGAUCGUGUCGAGCUUCCUCUCCCGGGCGGCCAACCUGGAGCCGGGCCAACUCUCCGCCGAGGCGACCCUCGCGCUCAAGGCGGAGAACGAGGAGCUCCCGUUCAAGGCAGUGCUGGACCGGAACUGCAGAUCGGAGGCGCUGCGCGCGGCCAACGCCACACUGGAAGGGCAAGGGACGUUCCAGCGGGUCGUCGACUCGCUGAAGAGGCUCUCCCGGAACGGCGACAACAUGUCAGCCGCCCAGGUCAGCGAGCAGGUCGACACGACGGCCCGGGGCCGAUGCCGGGACGUGCUGCCCAGCAUUGACAUGUAUCUGGCCGCGGCCGGGAUCGACGCGCAGGCGGUGCGCUCGCGUCAGUGUGGAGCGAGCUUGGCGGACGAAAGGAAGGCCUGCUAGGCGGGCGAGCAGUAUCAUUCUUCCUACUUAUAUCCGCAUUGCACAUAUUGUUUGUUUCCAACGGGGAGGGGGGUUAGCCCAACGCCAGGUGUGUACAGUUGCAAAAAUGCAUGCGCAAGGCGUGCUGAUAGAUGAGGGCACUUGGGGCA